AGUUAGGCAAGAGGUGAAAAACAAGGAAGGGAGCUCUCAGUAGGUAGGCAGGUGUGUAUGUUUACUUCUUCUGAAUGUGUGUUGGAGAGGGAAAAAAUAAGGAUUUGGGGAUUUUAACACCACUCGGGCCUUUCUAAAGACUGAUAUGGACGUUCCGGACCCUUCCCAUGGGAAUAUGGGGCUGCUGAGAACCUUUGAUUCCUCUGAGUUUGGGAGCUGGGAGAAGAUCGGCUCGGGCGGCUUUGGACAAGUAUACAAAGUCCGGCAUGUACAGUGGAAAACAUGGCUGGCUAUCAAGUGCCCGCCCUGCCUUCAUGUAGAUGACAAGGAGCGAGCAGAGCUGCUGGAGGAGGCUAAGAAGAUGGAGGCGGCUAAGUUCCGCUACAUCCUGCCAGUGUAUGGGAUCUGUGGCGACGCCCAGGGCCUGGUGAUGGAGUACAUGGAGACAGGCUCCCUGGAGACCCUGCUGGCUGCUGAGCCUCUGCCCUGGGAGCUGCGGUUCAGGAUCAUCCACGAGACGGCGGUGGGAAUGAACUUCCUGCACUGCAUGAGCCCACCCCUCCUGCACCUGGACCUUAAACCUGCCAACAUCCUACUGGACGCACACUACCACGUCAAGAUAUCAGAUUUUGGUCUGGCCCGAUGGAACGGCCUAUCCAGAGUUGAUGAAAUCAGCCGUGAUGGGUUCUGUGGCACUAUCGCCUAUCUGCCGCCGGAGAGCAUCGUCGAGAAGGACAGGGUAUCAGACACUAAGCAUGACGUCUACAGCUUUUCGAUAGUCAUCUGGGGAAUUCUCACACAGAAGAAACCUUACCAAGGGGAGAACAACAUCCUGCAGAUCAUGGUGAAGGUGGUGAGAGGGGUGCGUCCCGAUCUCAAUGUUGUGCCCCGGAGUCGACCCCAAGCCUGCACAGGGUUCCUGAGCCUCAUGCAGCGCUGCUGGGCCUCCUUACCUGAUGCCAGACCCAGCUUCCAGGAAAUCACAUCAGAAGCCGAGGAGCUGUGUUCUAAACCCCAAGAGGAGUCCAAGAACCAAACUCCUAUGCCUGAGAAUAACCAUUGCAAUGGACUAACCACUGACCAGAAUAAAGAGCAGAAGCCAGUCAGGCCCAAGUCUGCCAUGUUGCCAGAGAAAGACUACAGCCUAUCAGAGCUGCUGAGCCAGGUAGACUCUGGGAUAUCUCGGAGCUUUGACCAUGUGAAGGACUGCUGUCCCAGCAAAGACAACACCAGCAAGAGACUGUCAGGAAUCUCCUCUGUAGACUCUGCCUUUUCCUCUCAAGACUCCAUUACCCUCUCCUUUGAGAAAGAGAAUACCUGUGACUCUGGGGAGGUGCAGAGGAGGAAGCUGUGUGACGCCAUCCGUACCAAAGACAUGUCCAAGCUGAUGAAGAUCCUGCAGCCUCAGGACGUGGACCUCCUAUUGGAGGGCGGCUACAGCCUGCUCCACCACGCCGUCACGCAGGCCAACGAGGAGGCCGUCAAGUUCCUGCUCCUCAACCAUGCCAACACCAACCUGGCCAAUGCCCACGGCUCCACCCCCCUCCACCUGGCCACCGAGAAGCACCUGAAGGGCCUGGCCGAGCUGCUGCUGGGCCGCCGGAGCACCAACGCCAACGCCCGGGACGAAGACCAAUACACAGCCCUGCACUGUGCUGCUCAGAACGGGGACGAGGCCAUCACCCGCCUACUGCUGGACCGCGGCGCCUCCAUCAAUGAGACGGACGCCCAGGGACGUACACCUGCACACAUCGCCUGCCAGCAUGGCCAGGAGAACGUGGUCAGGGUGCUGCUAAGCCGCGGGGCAGACGUCCACGUGAAGGGCAGAGAUGACUGGACGGUGCUUCACUUGGCUGCCUGGCAGGGCCACCUGGGCAUCGUCAAAUUGCUGGUGAAGCAGGCAGGGGCGGACGUAGAUGGGCAGACCACUGAUGGCCGCACCCCGCUGCACAUGGCCUCCCAUAGGGGGCAGUAUAGGGUGGCAAGGAUCCUGAUAGAGCUGGGGGCAGACGUCCACGUGACCUCCACGGGCCUCCACACCCCCCUGCAUGUGGCGGCUGAGACAGGCCACACCAGCACCUCUCGCCUCUUAGUCAAGCAUGAUGCCGAUAUCCAGGCCCGGACCACCCAGGGUCAUACCGCCCUUCACCUCGCUGCUCAGCGCGGCCACCUGCCCACAGUGAAGAUGCUGAUCGAGGAAGGGGCAGACCCCUACUGCACCAACCAAAACCUGCGUACCCCCUGCCACCUGGCGGCAGAAGGGGGACACUGUGAGGUCUUCAAAGAGCUUCUGGUCCACUGCCAUGAGGGUGCCAGUCUGUCAGACGAGCAGGGCCUCACCCCUCUUCACCUGGCUGUGAGAGGAGGCUACACAGAUAUCACCAGCAUGCUGCUAGCCCAGGGGGUGGAGGUAUCACAAGAAGUACCACAGGACUCCAUACCCCUACCAGAGGAAGUACCACAGGACUCUAUCCCCCAUGACACACUGCAGCCAGCAGCAGAGGACUACCCAAAGCUUCUGGAUUAUCAGCCAAGCUCGUUGGCCAAGUGUCUCCAGAGAAAGGUUGUAAUCUUGAAACUGACGGAGCGUGAAGGAAAUGACUGUCCAGAGGAGGGAGUCACGCUGUGACUGGAUUGUACAGAACUGUCCUGGAAUUAAAAACAGUCAGGGAUCUCAUCUAUUCCCUUCCCCUUGGAUGUGAUGGGAGAGGUGUCUCGAGCUAAAGAGACCAGCUGUUGUAUUCGGUUUUUUUGUACAUACUAUUUUGAUUGUGUCUUAUUUUUAUGGCAGUCUGUGGUUGAUCAUUCAUUUCCAGAUGUUAUGAUUAUUUGGUUAUUUGGGCCUCUCAAAGCCCCUGUUACCGCCCUUCAUUACUUUGGUAUCUUGUCAGAGAAGGAAAGUUUUAAUGUAAAUAUGUAUACUGUAUAGAGAACCAUGAGCUCAUAUAAAUCACUUUGUUCCUUUAUGUUAAAUAUAGACUCCAUGUCAUGUUUUUCCCUUAAUAGUGUAGCUUUUCUACUUUGCAUAUGCACAUUCAUGGCCCCCAGUAAAAAAUAAUGUUGACAUUAUCUGUGGAAUGCCAUUUGUAUUUUCCUUUGCUAUCGACUUACUGUAGCUGGUAUGUUUAAACAUGUGUAUAAGCUAUAUUCUCUAAUAAAACAACAGUGUCAAUA
This is a messenger RNA of Oncorhynchus tshawytscha (Chinook salmon), 3174 nucleotides long. Its product is annotated as receptor-interacting serine/threonine-protein kinase 4. The coding region runs from base 146 to 2629 and encodes 827 amino acids. The record is from RefSeq and is a predicted model, not a curated record. Gene Ontology annotation, molecular function: ATP binding; protein binding; protein kinase activity. Gene Ontology annotation, cellular component: nucleus; cytoplasm. Gene Ontology annotation, biological process: protein phosphorylation. Lineage: Eukaryota; Metazoa; Chordata; Actinopteri; Salmoniformes; Salmonidae. The transcript has 8 exons.